UUUUUGUAAUCAACUUUCCCCAGGUAUUUUUUGAUUCACAACCAGAUACAAUAAAGUAAUUUUAUUUUGCAAUUUAAGCAAAAUUUCAAUGUCAACAAUGAAAAGUAUUACAUUAAAGGAAGAAAUGAAGAAGAGUCCUCAAUUGAAGUUAUCUGAUAUACAAUCACUGAGAGAAUGGUGCGAGAAACAACCGCACUUGCCAAAAAUUGAGGAUACUUUCCUUGCUUUGUUUCUUCACAGAAAUUAUUAUCAAAUGGAACCAACGAAAAACACAAUUGAGAAUUAUUACACGGUCAGGACGCACUUACCAGAAUUUUUUGGUAAUCGAGAUCCAUGCAGGGAAAAAGCCGAGCUACAACAAAGCUUCAAAGUCUCGUAAGAAGCAACUUUAUAAAUAUUAGUGAGCAAAUAGUAUAACUUGUUAGUGAAGAGUAUGGUCGGGUAUUAUGA
Wasmannia auropunctata (little fire ant) is the source of this 450-nucleotide messenger RNA. Its product is annotated as alpha-tocopherol transfer protein-like. The record is from RefSeq and is a predicted model, not a curated record. Gene Ontology annotation, cellular component: membrane. Lineage: Eukaryota; Metazoa; Arthropoda; Insecta; Hymenoptera; Formicidae. Bases 89 to 379 code for a protein of 96 amino acids. The transcript has a single exon. Gene Ontology annotation, molecular function: phosphatidylinositol bisphosphate binding.